Messenger RNA from Trichosporon asahii var. asahii CBS 2479, 1038 nucleotides. RefSeq lists its product as uncharacterized. Gene Ontology annotation, cellular component: catalytic step 2 spliceosome. NCBI's taxonomy places the organism in Eukaryota, Fungi, Basidiomycota, Tremellomycetes, Trichosporonales, Trichosporonaceae. The transcript is spliced from 3 exons. Bases 1 to 1038 code for a protein of 345 amino acids. The record is from RefSeq and is a predicted model, not a curated record. Gene Ontology annotation, molecular function: RNA binding; protein binding.
AUGUCGGUUCGCAAAGACCCGCCGCCCUCCGGGCCGGGCAUGGCCGUGACGAAGCGCGCGAGGGUGGAGGACGAGGAUGAGAACACGAUGACUCUGACGGUUGCGUCUUCUGGUGAGGGACAGCGGAAGAAUGCUCUCGUCCGAACGAUCAAGAGGACCAGCGGACUGGAGGCUCCUAUCGUCUCGCUCACUGGAGCUCACGGCUUCGACCCGUCUGGGAAGACGUUGGCCGCAUCGUCGGUGGACCGAAGCAUCUCGCUCUGGCAGACAUAUCCGCCGCACGACAACUAUGGCAUCCUGCCAAACGUCCACAAGCAGGCCGUCCUUGACAUUGCUUUCUCGCUCGACUCGGAGGUUCUGUACUCUGUCGGCGCUGACGGAUAUCUCGUUGCGAUCGACCUGAAGACCGGAGAGCGCGUAGCAAAGUACUCGGCGCAUUACGGACCGGUCAACUCCGUUGCAGUCACGAUCUCUGGUGGACGAGAACUCGUGUUGACGGGAGGCGACGAUGGGAUCGCGCGCGUGUGGGACCUGUCGCUGGACACGAAGGCGCCUGUCAUCGAGUUUGACGACGAGCGUGACUGUCCAGUGACGGCUGUCGAGUGGAGCGCAGACGGCAACCAGUGCUUUGUCGGCGGAGUGGACAAUGAGAUUGCCUCCCUUGCGCUCUCCCCGAACGGCCACUACCUCGCGACCUACUCUCUUGACUCUGCUCUCAUCAUCUACGACGUGCGACCGUUCGCGUCGGACCCGAUGCGCGUGUACCGUAGUCUGACCGGUGCGCCGGCAGGCUUCGAGUCUGCGCUGAUCCGCUGCGCGUGGUCAAAACAUGACGGCGGACAGCGGAUAGCUGCGGGAGGCGGCGACCGGACAGUGACGGUGUGGGACGUUGAGACUGGCAAGAUCCUGUACAAGCUUCCGGGACACAAGGGAACGGUCACAGGCGUCGACCUGCACCCGAAGGAGCCCAUCAUCCUGACCGGAUCGAAGGACUCGAACAUGCUUUUGGGAGAGCUGGAUGCUCAGGAUCUUUCGUAG